This is a messenger RNA of Calidris pugnax (ruff), 3553 nucleotides long. RefSeq names its product homer scaffolding protein 3 (gene HOMER3). Gene Ontology annotation, molecular function: chemorepellent activity; G protein-coupled glutamate receptor binding; semaphorin receptor binding. Lineage: Eukaryota; Metazoa; Chordata; Aves; Charadriiformes; Scolopacidae. Gene Ontology annotation, cellular component: postsynaptic density; plasma membrane; dendrite. The transcript is spliced from 20 exons. The record is from RefSeq and is a predicted model, not a curated record. Gene Ontology annotation, biological process: G protein-coupled glutamate receptor signaling pathway; semaphorin-plexin signaling pathway; axon guidance. The coding region runs from base 1 to 2670 and encodes 889 amino acids.
AUGGGUAGCACUGCUGCUGUUGUCCUUUGUCUUGUUUUGCAAUUAAUUCAAGAGACGAAAGCGUCCGUUGCGAACUGCGUUCCCAGAAAAACAGUAAAAUACCAAACUGGAAAUAGAAGCACUUUUAUGAAGGAAGGAUUAUCCAAUGUUUCCACUCUUCUUGUGGAUGAAGAAAUGGAUAUGUUAUUUGUUGGGGGCAGAGAUGCAGUAUUUGCUCUUGACUUGAAUAAUAUUUCUAGAGAAAUAGCCAGGGAACAUUGGUUUGCUCCACAGGAGAGACAACUGGAAUGUGUUCAUAGAGGGAAGGACAAGAUAAAAUGCCAGAACUACAUCCUCUUCCUCCAUAAGAUAAAUAACUCUAAUUUAUAUGUUUGUGGAACCAACGCGUAUCACCCAACUUGUGAUCACAUGGUUAUUCAAGGAACAACCAUGAGCCUGCAAGGAAGAGCUGAAGAGAGCAGAGGGAAGUGUCCGUUUGAACCAACUCUAAACUACGCCUCUGUUUUUGUGGACGGGGAAUUUUAUUCGGCUACUUCCAAUAAUUUCUUGGGAACAGAACCGAUAAUACUUCGCAGUAUGAGAAAUCCUGUAAGAACAGAGUUCAAAACAUCGUGGCUGAAUGAACCAAGCUUUGUCAGCAUGGAAAUGGUGCGGGAAAGUGAAUCUAAUCCAAAUGGAGAUGAUGAUAAAAUUUAUGUGUUCUUCACUGAAACAGCUGUUGAAUUUGAUUUCUAUGACAAGGUUCUGGUGUCCAGAAUUGCCCGGAUCUGCAGAGGUGAUCUGGGUGGGAAACGUGUAUUGCAGAGAAGAUGGACAUCGUUUUUAAAAGCCCGACUUUCCUGUUCCAUCCCGGAAUUAAACUUCCAAUUUGAUAUCGUCCAGAAUGUCUUUUUACUUCGGAGAGGAAAGUGGCAGGACAGCAUAUUUUAUGGAAUUUUUUCCCAACAAUGGGGAAGAGUGGACGUAUCAGCUGUUUGUGCAUACAGUAUGACAGAUAUUCAGGAAGUCUUCUCCAAAGGAAACUACAAAGGAGCAGUCACUGUAGAACAGUCCCACGUUAAAUGGAUGGCCUACAGGGGAGAAGUGCCAGUUCCACGUCCUGGUGCUUGCAUUGAUAAUUUUGCCCGGAGCAUGGGGUAUAAUACUUCUUCUGACUUGCCUGACAAAGUGUUGCAGUUUGUUAGAGAUCACCCUCUAAUGGAUAAUUCUGUAAAUCCAAUCGGGGAUAGAGCGGUGCUGCUGAAGAGAGGUUCAAACUACACCAGGAUCGUAGUAGACAGAGUGACUGGCCUAGAUAAACAAACAUACCAUGUUAUGUUUCUAGGAACAGAUGAUGGAUAUUUGCAUAAAGCUUUGAGUUGCGACGGGGAGAUGUUCAUUGUGGAAGAGCUCCAGCUGUUCCUGUCUCCUGCGCCCGUGCGGUCUCUCCGUCUGUCUUCUGCAAAGGGCAUGCUCUAUGCGGGAUCCCCCUCUCAGGUGGUGCAGCUGCCUGUCUCCCAGUGCCACCAGUACAAGUUCUGCCUGGAUUGUGUCUUGGCCAGGGACCCGUACUGCGCCUGGUCUCCCGCAGCGAAGGAGUGUGUUGUGCUGGCUGAGCACACCGGCCGCACGCCGGAGCAGCCCAUCUUCAGCACCAGGGCCCAUGUUUUCCAGAUUGACCCUGCCACCAAACGGAACUGGAUCCCGGCCAGCAAGCACGCCUUGACCGUCUCCUACUUCUACGAUGCCACACGCAACGUCUACCGGAUCAUCAGCGUGGGGGGCACCAAGGCAAUUAUCAACAGCACUAUUACCCCCAACAUGACCUUCACAAAGACCUCCCAGAAGUUUGGACAAUGGGCAGACAGCAGAGCCAACACGGUGUACGGCCUGGGCUUCGCUUCCGAGCAACACCUCUCCCAGUUUGCAGAGAAGUUCCAGGAAGUGAAAGAAGCCGCCCGUUUGGCGAGGGAGAAGUCCCAGGAUAAAACAGAGCUGACCAAUCCUGCCCUGAACAUCACAUCUCACCAGGUACUUCCCAGCCCCAUCAUCAGCUCCAAUGGGCCAGGAGAAGAUAAACUAUUCCGGAGCCAAAGCGCCGAUGUGGAGAUAACAACGGAGAAGGAGCGGCUGAAGAAGAUGCUUUCGGAAGGUUCGGUGAGCGAGGUCCAGUGGGAAGCCGAGUUCUUCAGCCUCCAGGACAACAACAACAAGCUGGUGGCUGCUCUCCACGAAGCCAACGCCAACGUGGACCAGUGGAAGAAGCAGCUGACUGCUUACCAGGAGGAGACGGAGUCGCUGCGGCAGCGGGUAGCAGAACUGGAGUCACAGGGGGCUCAUGAUUCCUCCAGCGAGAACAACAAGGAAGAGCUGAACCAAACCCUGGAGGAGCUGGAACUGCUGAUCAAGGCUAAAGAUGAGGAGAUUCAGAUGCUGAAGAGCCAGAAGUGUGGCCGAUGGGAAACAGAGGGCGAGCGUGAGGAGACGCUGCAGAAGCUGCAGGAGCUGGAGGCACGCAACGCCGAGCUGGAGCGGCGCCUUCACCUGGCCGAGCAGACGCUGGCAGAGACCUUGGCCGAGAGGGAGAAGAUCCAAAAUGAGGUCACCAAGGUGGCAGAGAUAAUGGAUGUGAAGAUAUUUGAGCUCAGCGAGAUCCGGCAGGGACUAGCCAAGCUGGUAGAGAGCAACUGAGCAGCAGCAGGCUGAGAGGAGACACCUCCAGAGGAGGGGAGCCCCAGCUGGGACUGGUCACUGACAGCAAUUACAGUCACAGAACAGCCUCGAGGUCUGUUUGGGCAGGAUAUGCCAACGUACCAGCAGCUGCCUGCACGGCGUGGAGACCAGCCGCAGCCACUUACUGCCCGAGGAACACCCGGACAGGGGGCAGAGAGCACCUGAGCUCCUGAAUCCUCUACAAGGGAGCACCUACAAGCCACAGCCAGACCUCUCUGGACCCUGCCAUGGAGGUGGCAUGGUCCAGAGAUGGCAACUGUCCCCGUGCUGCCUUCCCAGCCUCCUGCUGCCACACUGUGUCUCCAACCUUUUUACAGUUUUCUAAGGGAAGGGGCUGAGCAGCCUUCGUGGUUUUUUUUCAGUAGUUUUUUAGGAAACCACUUGCCUUUUGCAAAUAAGCUGCCUGUUUCCCCACCUAGGGAGGGAGGAGAAGUUCUAGCACACCGAGGACGACACUUGCUCCCUUUUCCUCUUCCCCAGCCCUAACUCCAUGGUGUUUUUCUAACAGGAUCCAGCAAAGCUGGUCACUGUCAGGAGCUUCCAGAGGUAGCAGAGUCCCCACUGCAGAGGAGGGUGCUUGCCUGCCCGUGUCUCCUUCCCACUGUUCAGUCGCAUCCUCCAGAGGAAAAAGAACUGCAGGUUUUAAAGCCUUUAUUAGUUUAACACAGUGGGAUUUAAUGACUUCUGAAAAGUUUAAGCUGAGAAGAGCAGAGGCUUGGUUGGGAAAGGGGCAUUUGAGAAAUGGGACAUCCCCGAGGGGGUGGCCAACAAAUUGCUAGAUUGGCAUCUCUCCUGGCCUCGAAGGGCUGCAGUUAAUUGAAAUUAAAUGGAGCAAGUAGCA